AUGAUAUCGCGAGCUGUGUUGAGGUCACUGGUUGCAGUUCUGACUGUAUGUUGUCUAACGGGGCUGGUUGUUCUCCGGCAGCCAUUUCAACUGUCACAACUCUCACAUUUUGAUGCAGCGAGCAGUACUGGUCUCGAGCGAAUGCGAGAUUAUACCAAUUUGGGACUGCAGCGGAUACAGGGACUAUUGAAUGGUGGAUGUUUGAGAUCUGACUUAGCGGUUGAGUUGGCGCAUUUGGACAGACUUCUGGCAGGUUAUGUGGCUGUACCUGAACAAGGUUAUAGCCAUUAUACUGAAGUUGCGGAAGAUGAUUGGCCAAUUGACUUGAACCAAUACAAGGGAAGACACGUGUUUAGACUCAGAUAUGGUAAUUUGAAAACCCAAGAACUUUUGAUGAUGACAAUUCUCGAAUUGAACAUGAACAUAUGGGCUACUGCAGUUACUCAAAAUUUUGUUGAUGUCGAAAGUGAUGAAGAGUCCAUUAGGGUUUUGCUCCAACAGUUCUAUGGCAAACACCCGAUAUCCGAGACUCCCCAGCUACAGCUGGAAUUUUUGAUCGGGGACCUAGCGCAGACGGUCUACGAAUCCUAUCCGGCUGAGAUGGACGUUUCCGAAGACGUUGGCUCAUCGGUGGACUUAUUUUUCAGAAAAUACAGAGACUUGCACACCAUCUACUCUUGGUUUGAUUUGUUGGUCGAAACGUAUCCUGAUAUUCUGGAGCUGGUCUGGAUUGGCCAGACGUUUGAAGGAAGAGACCUUAAGGCCCUGAGAGUAUCGUCUCAUAAGGAGGGCAGUGAGGAUGUAAAGACGAUUGUGAUUACUGCUGGAGUUCACGCCAGAGAAUGGAUCUCGACAUCGUCUGCAUGCUACAUAAUAUACAAGUUGAUCGAGGAUUAUGAGUCUGGUGGCAGAGAUGCGCACUACUACCUCGACAACCUGGACUUUCUAUUCAUUCCAGUGACGAACCCUGACGGAUACGAGUAUUCGUGGCAUUCAGAUCGCCUCUGGAGGAAGAACAGACAGGAAACGUAUCAUCCUCGAUGCUGGGGCAUUGAUAUUGAUCAUUCCUUUGAUUUCCACUUUCAAAAAUCGGACGACCUUCCAUGUGGAGAAGACUACAGCGGCGAAGAAGCCUUUGAAAGUUUGGAGAGCAGAAUUAUCAAUCAAUAUCUCAACGAAACCAAACACCAGCAUUCAAUUCAUGGCUACAUCGAUCUGCACUCUUAUGCUCAAGAAGUGCUGUAUCCGUACGCUUUCUCGUGCUCGCAGAUGCCCCGGGACGAGGAGAAUUUGCUGGAAUUGGCGUACGGACUCUCUAAAGCAAUCCGGCUUUCCUCUGGUAAAUCAUACGGUGUUUUGAGUGCAUGUCAGGAUAAAGGUGCGGAUUUUUUGCCAGCACUUGGAAGUGGUUCUGCUUUGGACUACAUGUAUCACAAUCGGGCAUAUUGGGCGUUCCAGUUGAAGCUUCGUGAUUCCGGAAAUCAUGGCUUCUUGCUUCCAAGCAGAUAUAUCGGGCCUGUUGGUGAGGAAAUAUACUCUGCCAUAAAAUACUUUUCGGCGUUUGUUCUGAACCCAGAGGGUUAA
Molecule: messenger RNA, 1584 nt
Organism: Kuraishia capsulata CBS 1993
Lineage: Eukaryota; Fungi; Ascomycota; Pichiomycetes; Pichiales; Pichiaceae
Exons: 1
Coding region: 1-1584 (527 amino acids)
Biological process (GO): proteolysis
Molecular function (GO): metallocarboxypeptidase activity; zinc ion binding
Source: RefSeq, a predicted model, not a curated record